GUAUCAGAACACAGACGAUGCCUCACUAGGCAGACCUGCUGGGACACGGGGCUGGUGCCGGGAGAUAAGCCAGGCUCCUUGGAGCUCGUGUGCAAGUCAUUCUACUGAGGGGCCCGCCUCCAGCUUGAUGAGUCUCAAUUAGCAAAAGCCAGGCUGGUGGGGGAAGGGAGGAGAGCAUUCUUCAUUCCCGUCACGUCCUGUAUCUCUGCUCCAGCCCGCACCCAGGGCUUCCCUCCUGGGCUCUACAGCUCAGGUCAGGCCGAGGAACCAUGUCCCCAUCCAUGGCUGCCUUCUUCUGUCUUGGGCUGUGUCUGGGGCAGGUGAUACAGGCUCAGAAAGAGCCUAGACCUCUGCUAGGCUCUGCUCUCCUUCCAGGCCCACUGCCCAAGCCCUCCCUCGAGGCCCGGCCCAGCUCCCUUGUGCCCCUGGGGAAGCCGGUGACCAUCAGCUGCCAGGGCCCUCCAGGCGUGGACUUGUACCGCCUGGAGGAACCGACGUCCCGGAAGUAUUCGGACCAGGCGGAGCUCUCCAUCCCGGCCUUGGAAGGACGCUUCGUCGGACGCUACCGCUGCUUCUAUCGGAGCGGGAACCGCUGGUCUCCCCCCAGCAACGAGCUGGAGCUGGUUGCUACUGGAGUUUUCACCAAGCCCUCGCUCUCAGCCCAGCCCAGCACUGCAGUGGCCCCAGGAGUGGACGUAACUCUAUGGUGUCAGAGCCAGUAUAGUUUUGACCAAUUUGCUCUGUACAAGGAGGGGGACACUGGGCCCUUCAAGACACCUGAAAGGUGGUACCAGGCUGAUUUUCCCAUCACCAUGGUGACUGCAGCCCACAGCGGGACCUACCGAUGCUACAGCUUUUCCAGCAGAUCUCCAUACCUGUGGUCGGCCCCCAGCGACCCCCUGGAGCUCGUGGUCACAGGGACCUCUUUUCCCCCCAGCUGGCUGCCCACAGAAACACCUUCCUCUGUAACAGAAUUCUCAGAAGCCUCCAAGAAACGGAACCACUCACUUGUGAACGAAGUUUCCACCACUGAAACUUCUAGGAAUAUCACCAUCCUUCCAAAGGAGUCAGACCCUCCAACCGGUGAGUCUUGCCUUCCAGUAUUACACUAAGAGCAAUCUGGUCCGGAUCUGCCUUGGGGCUUUGCUUCUAAUACUCCUGGUGGGGCUUCUGGCCGAAGAUUGGCACAGCCGAAAGAGACCCCUGGUGCGCCGGGUCAGAGCUGCCCACAGACCAUUCCCACGCCUCCCUCAGACCCAGAAGUCACCCAGUUGUCAGGAUGGGGGUCGACCAGAUGAUCGUAACUGAGGAUGACAUCAUUAGAAUCCCAAGAAAGUUGAGAACAAAAGACAACAGCAAGGACCAGCAACCUGUGGCCAAUGGCUGAAUCUGGCCUACGGCUUGUUUUUGUCAAUAAAGUUUUAUUGGAACACAGCCCAUUCGCUAUAUAGUGUCUGUGGCUGCUUUCUUUCUGCAAUGGCAGAAUUGAGUAGUUGCUACGGAUAAUAUAUUUCCUGCAAAAUUGAAAGUAUUUACUAUCUGGCUCUGCAGAAAAAGUUUGCUGACCUCUGGUUAAGAGCAUGUGCUCUAGGGCUUCCCUGGUGGCACAGUGGUUGAGAAUCUGCCUGCCAAUACAGGGGACACAGAUUCGAUCCCUGGUCCGGGAGGAUCCCACAUGCUGCAGAGCAACUAAGCCCCGUGCACUACAGCUACUGAGCCUGUGCUCUAGAGCCCGCGAGCCACAACUACUGAGCCCGUGUGUCACAACUUCUGAGCCCACGUGCUGCAACUACUGAAGCCCACGUGCCUAGAGCCCGUGCUCUGCAACAAGAGAAGCCACCGCAGUAAGAAGCCCGCGCACCUCAACAAAGAGUAGCCCCCACUCGCGGCAAGUAGAGAAAGUCCGUGUGCAGCAACAAA
Messenger RNA from Kogia breviceps (pygmy sperm whale), 1920 nucleotides. The record is from RefSeq and is a predicted model, not a curated record. Lineage: Eukaryota; Metazoa; Chordata; Mammalia; Artiodactyla; Physeteridae.